This is a messenger RNA of Nelumbo nucifera (sacred lotus), 2290 nucleotides long. RefSeq lists its product as uncharacterized. Gene Ontology annotation, molecular function: nucleic acid binding. The record is from RefSeq and is a predicted model, not a curated record. NCBI's taxonomy places the organism in Eukaryota, Viridiplantae, Streptophyta, Magnoliopsida, Proteales, Nelumbonaceae. Gene Ontology annotation, biological process: DNA integration.
UCUGUCCGCUGCUCCUUGCUCCUGUGACUGCGAAUGAAAGAGGUUGUUGACCUUUUUGAGUUUUGAGAGCGCACUUGCGCAGAAGACGCUCCCCGACACCGAAUAUCACGUAAUAUGCUCUUUGUUUUUUUAGUACAAAGAGCGUAUAUUUAUCAUCGACAUAAAAUGAUAAUUUUAUUUAAUUUUGAGAUCAGAAUUUGAAAGCAACCUCUGGCUCAGUCUAGGGUGGGUGAUUAUUCUCCAUUAUCAUUCACCAAUACUCACCCUGAGCUAGUAUUGUGUAUUGAAUUCUCAUACAAGUAAAGAAGAAGAAGAAGACAAGCUCUCUCUCUCUCUCUCUCCCCCUGUCUUUGUAACUCUGUAGGUUUUGGUGAGAUGGGUUCGGGCAGCAGUCGGCUGGGCUCCAGCCAUUCACGACCGCGGGACAACUGCGGGGAGAGGAGAAGACUAUCGUCAUUCAUUUGCGGUGGCUUCUCUUCUGCUGCUUCGGCUGAGAUCGGAGAUUAUCCAGCCGAAUUACUCACUAAUUCUCAAGGAGGUCAUGGUCCUGUUUCUAGCAGUGAACUUCAAUGCUCAAGAAUGAAAUUUUCUUCAAUCAUUCAUGCAGUAACUGAGUGUUCCAGCUCCAAGACUGAAGAUGGGACAUCUGGAAUGUCAUCUGAAAGCAGUAAUGGUCCCAGUAAGGACUUCUGUAUGGAACAUGCUUCAAGAAGCAUUGGAGCUAGUAAUAAUGUUAAAAACUUUACCAAGAGCAAGGAGUCGGUUCCUUGUCAGGUUAAAGCCGAUAGUAAUCCCAUAGAUGUGGCUAGCACCUCAUUUAAAGGGCAGCAAUCUGUGGAUUUAGUCUCCGUAAAUGUAGGGAAUAGUUUAGAUGCGAUUGUGGAGGUUGAUGAUUCUAAAGAUGAGAUUGAAUCUUGUAUAUGCACGGAGAGGACAUGUUCAAGUAGUACCGCUCAUCAGGAAUUUGGAGAUUCAUCUGCAGAUGUUACACCAUCUGUUGGAAAUUCUACAGGCGAAGUUCUGGGUGUCCAUGAUUCUGAUGCAGAUUCUGUUCAUGUUGUUUCUGAUUCACCAGUUGCCUUGCAAUCACUAGGAGACGAUAGUCCUCAUGAGGCAGCACUGCUAGGUCUGGGAUUCCCACUGCCAGAUAGGCACCAACAAAGAACUGGAAGUGUUCUUCAUGUUGAUAUGGUGAGUAUCUCUUCCAACUUCUUAUCUAGUAGCUCCGGGGAUAUAAAUAACCGUGAUGCAAGAAGAAACAAUAGGAGGCUGUUUUGGGAUGCAUUUUCCAGACAAAGUUCUAGAAGGCAUAUUGAUUCCCCAACCAUAGUUUUCUCAACCGAAGAUGCUGACGAUCUGGGAUCUCCCAACAGAUGGCUACUUGACUUUAGUGGUGAUCUCUUUGAGGAUGGGUUUGGAGGUGAUUUGGGAUACCUGGGCAGAAGCCAUGGAAUUUAUCAACACAGAUGGAAUUCAGGACCUGAGAUCUGGGAAAGACAUCGUGGUGAUCUUGAUGAGAGUGGUCGACGAACAACCUUUUGUGCAUCUGGGCUCCACCCUGAUGGUACAUGCUCAUGUGGGAGUUUCCUGGUCACUGAAGAGUCUGGUACUCGUGCAAGUAUUUCUCGAAUAGUCAUGCUAGCUGAAGCCCUAUUUGAGGUCUUGGAUGAAAUUCAUCGCCAGCCUGUUCCACUUUCACUAUCAAUGGUUUCAGUCCCAGCCCCCGAGUCUGUUGUCAACUCCUUUCCUCUUAAGAAUCACAAAAAGGCUAACACAGCUGAAAAUGGAGCCGAUGUGGAACAGUGCUACAUUUGUCUGGCUGAAUACGAGGAAGGGGAUAAAAUAAGAGUUCUACCCUGCCAUCAUGAAUAUCAUAUGCAAUGCAUAGAUAAAUGGCUCAAAGAAAUUCACAGUGUGUGUCCUCUCUGCCGAGGAGACGUUUGUGAGGGGGUCACUGAGGGAUUUGCUUCAAACUCACAAGUCUCUUUUCUUUGAAGACAAAUUGUACAUAUAUACAUGUUAAUAGUGUAUCUUUGCUCUUAAAAGUUUUGAGUGCCCCUUUCUUAAAGAAAUUGCAGUAAUAACAUCUGCAUUUUUAUUUUAGCAGUAGCCAUGUCUUGUAGCAUCUUUAUCUUUACCAAGAGAUAAAAGCCAAAGAAUACUGUAGCAUCUUUACUGUCAUAUCAUCAGCCCUGUAAAUUUUGGUUGUUUUUGGUACAAUUGUUGUUUCUACCUGAAACGUUUUAGGUUGAUAAAUGAAAUGUGUUAUUGCAUCACAUUUUGAGAGCUA